GACAAAUUCAAGUGCUUCUUCCCCAAAACCUUGGACUGCUUUCAUGUAGCUCAGCACGUGAGAGGGAAAGUCUCAAACUUUAAACGAUGCUAUGUGAAAUUUGUUGGAUGAAUUGAGAAAUGGAGGUGAUGGUUAUGGCCAACGCUCAACCGGGUGUCUCCAAUUUUCAGAGGAAUGGGGUUUUUGCUACGAAUUGUUGCCCAAAGUCGCUUCCUUUAUCUGGGUUUUCGAUUUUCCGGAGACCCAUUUUCGGUAUUGGAUUAAAUGAGAAGAAUGUGAAGAGGAAUCGGGUUUUCGGUAUUAAGUUCGUGAAUUCCAGAACUGUUAUUAGUGCUGUGUCGAAGGAAGGGUCUGAAAUUUUAGAGAAGGAAUUCGAAUUUAAGCCGUCAUUUGAUCAGUACUUGAAGGUUAUGGGGACUGUUAGGCUUAGAAGUGAUAGAGAUAGGCAGCAGAGAUCGAAAGAAGAGAAUCCGAAGCAUAGUGUGCGGAGUAGAGGUGUUUCCAGGAGACUGUUGUCCGAGGGUAGUGAAGAGGAUGCAAAAUUGGGGGAGCCUGAAGGGAAUUUGAAUCGAGAGAAGGCGUCAAAAUUUGAGAAUCGGUAUGAGUCGCUUGGAAAUAGAAAUGGAAGCACGCAUGAAAGUGAACGAGUUGAAGGGUUUAAGGAUGAAUAUGAUAGCAGACAGAACAACAAGGAUGAAAAGGAUAAGAAGAUGAUAAGGGGAGAGACAAGAGAUGGAAGAUGGUCAAAAUAUACUGGUAGGGUAGAACCAGGAUUGGACUUCAAAGGUAAAAGUACAACGGUACGAAAUGCAAAAGAUGGCCCGGGAGUUACUGGUCGGCUAGAGCAGGAAGUAGACUUCAAAGGUAAAAGUACAAUGGCACGAAAUGCGAGAGAUGGCCUGAGAGUUUACAAGUCAAGGGAUAAAGCCGUUGAAAGAGGGAAAUUUGGUGUUAGAAAUGAAGAUGGAGUUGAAAGGAACGACAGCAAUGCUGAUAAAGCGACUGAUAGAGGUUUUGUUCCAAGAAGUGUAACUAAGAGUGGUAGGGAUUUCCCUAAAAGAUUUAACGAAAAAAGCUUGGAGGUGGAAAGAGCAGCAUUUCAGAAUUUUGAUGAAUUCGGUGAUAUUAUGGACAAGCCACGAGUUUCACAAAUGGAAAUGGAGCAGAGAAUCCAGAAGCUAGCAAAGUGGCUGAAUGGUGCAGACAUUGACAUGCCUGAGUGGAUGUUUUCAAAGAUGAUGCGAAGUGCACAAAUCAGAUUCACAGAUCAUUCAAUAUUGAGAGUUAUCCAGCUAUUGGGAAAACUAGGAAACUGGAGACGGGUGCUACAAGUUAUUGAGUGGCUUCAAAUGCGUGAACGUUUCAAAUCCCACAAGCUCAGAUACAUAUACACAACUGCACUUGAUGUACUUGGAAAGGCAAGGAGGCCUGUGGAAGCACUUAAUGUAUUUCAUGCAAUGUUGGAACAAAUGUCCUCGUAUCCCGACUUGGUAGCUUAUCAUUCUAUUGCUGUAACUCUUGGACAAGCAGGACAUAUGAGGGAACUUUUUGAUGUGAUUGAUACUAUGCGAUCUCCUCCUAAGAAGAAGUUCAAAACCGGGGCACUUGGAAAGUGGGAUCCUCGUCUGGAACCAGAUAUUGUUGUCUUUCAUGCGGUAUUAAAUGCCUGUGUUCAGCGCAAACAAUGGGAAGGAGCAUUUUGGGUUUUGCAGCAGUUGAAGCAACAAGGCCUACAGCCUGCCACAACAACAUAUGGACUUGUCAUGGAGGUGAUGCUAGCAUGUGGCAAGUACAACUUGGUUCAUGAGUUUUUCAAGAAAGUGCAGAAAUCUUCUAUACCAAAUGCUUUAACUUACCGAGUUAUUGUGAACACUCUUUGGAGAGAAGGUAAAAUAGAUGAGGCUGUAUCGGUUGUUCACAACAUGGAAAGACGAGGAAUAGUAGGUUAUGCGGCUCUCUAUUAUGACUUUGCUCGAUGUCUUUGUAGUGCUGGAAGGUGCCAAGAAGCACUAAUGCAGAUUGAGAAGAUAUGUAAGGUUGCAAACAAGCCUCUAGUAGUGACUUAUACCGGUUUAAUUCAAGCUUGUUUGGACACUGGAAGCGUUGAAAAUGCGGCCUAUGUUUUCAAACAAAUGGAGAACUUUUGCUCCCCAAAUCUUGUUACUUGCAACAUAAUGCUGAAAGCUUACUUGGACCACAGAAUGUUUGAAAAAGCGAAAGAUCUGUUCCUGAGGAUGUUAGAUGAUGGGAAUAAUAUCACCAAUGGAUCCGAUUAUAAGGUUCGGAUAAUACCAGAUAGCUACACUUUCAACACCUUGUUAGAUGCCUGCGUCACAGAAAAGAGGUGGGAUGAUUUCGAGUAUGUUUACAGAAGGAUGUUACACCAUGGGUUUCACUUCAAUGCUAAACGCCAUCUUCGGAUGAUAUUGGACGCUUGCAAAGCCGGAAGGGCGGAGCUGCUGGACAUGACCUGGAUGCACUUGACUGAGGCAGACCGGAUUCCACCACCUCCUCUCGUGAAGGAACGGUUCUGCACGAAGCUAGAGAAAGAUGACUAUGCUGCUGCUCUCUCCUGUAUUACCACUCAAAAUCUCGGUGAGCUGCAGGCAUUCUCGAAGACAGCGUGGUUGAAGUUGUUCAAGGAAAACGCGGAAAGGUUUCAGAAUGACACUUUUGUACGGUUAGUUGACGAGGGUAGCAUUCUUGUUAACAGAAGUGAUAGGUCGAAUCCUGUAUUUCAAAACCUUAUGGCAGCUUGCGGAGAAGUUGAUAGAAUCCGUUUAGCAGGAGCUGCAGGUUCUACACGUGAAACUGUAUCUACAACUCAAACGGAACCAGCUAUCAAUUCAAAGAUGUAUUUUCCGGCCUAAGUAAAAUAAAAGAGAACAGAAUGUUCAUUGAAUCUUUGACCAUUGA
Malus domestica (apple) is the source of this 2916-nucleotide messenger RNA. Its product is annotated as pentatricopeptide repeat-containing protein At1g30610, chloroplastic. The record is from RefSeq and is a predicted model, not a curated record. Lineage: Eukaryota; Viridiplantae; Streptophyta; Magnoliopsida; Rosales; Rosaceae. Gene Ontology annotation, molecular function: protein binding. Gene Ontology annotation, cellular component: chloroplast. Gene Ontology annotation, biological process: chloroplast organization.